AAACCCUUUCAACUGCAACCAAAACCCCUUAUAAACCCUAAAACCUAAUUCUCUGUGUCCAUUUCUUGAAUCAGAUUGUCAGAAGGAAGAAAGGAAGACAAGAAAUGGAUCACAUAGAAGCAGUUGAGCAGCAAAUGGUUUCAGAAAGAAUGAGGAGGAAACUUAAUGAAGUAAACACAGCAGCUCAAGCUCAACUUGCUCCUGUCCAAGACCACAUCAAUUUCACCCUUCAGAAAGCGUAUUUCAAGUGUGCAUAUGAAUGCUUUGAUAGAUCAAGGAAACAAGAGGAGAUAAGCAAUUGUGUAGAACAUUGCAGUGUCCCUGUUGUCAAUGCUCAACAUCAUUUCGAGAACGAAAUGGCCAAGUUUCAAGAAAGGCUAAACCGAUCCUUGAUGGUCUGCCAAGAUAAGUUUGAAUCAGCUAAACUUCAACAAAAUAAAACUGAUGCAGUCAAUGAGUUGGAGUCGUGUGUCGACCAGUCGAUCGAGGAUAACAUGAAGACACUGCCACACCUUGUCCGGAGAAUGAAGUCUUCUUUCAACAUCAGUGCUUGAGUCCAGAUGAGUACUAGAAUUGUGGUUGUGACCCAUUUCUGUUUACUUAAAAGAUUUUUAACUCAAAGCUUGAGAUUAUAUGUUAGGCAUCUGCCAAACAAUGCCCUGAAACUGUGAUAGUUUAUUCUUAGCAGUUGAUUCUGCUUGAAUUUGAGAAA
Messenger RNA from Hibiscus syriacus, 712 nucleotides. RefSeq names its product protein FAM136A-like. The record is from RefSeq and is a predicted model, not a curated record. The coding region runs from base 105 to 554 and encodes 149 amino acids. Lineage: Eukaryota; Viridiplantae; Streptophyta; Magnoliopsida; Malvales; Malvaceae. Gene Ontology annotation, cellular component: cytoplasm. The transcript is spliced from 3 exons.